ACCUGCCCUGGCGGAAUCUGGACUUGCUCGGCCAAGAAGCCCAGGAAUAAUUCUGCUACAGGGCUGAAUUCAAGGACGUGAAUUGUUGACCUCAUCCCAACAUCAGAACCUCAGAUGUUAUUCUAAUUUAUUUGCAAGCCAACUUUAUGUGGGAAUAAACUUGAACGGAGGAUCUGUUGGAAAUUCACUGUGAAGUUCAAAUCAAGAAAACUUGCUGAAACCCCUAAAGCCUUCCCCCAUGGGCCCUGAUGGUAGCCUCCAGAAGGUGCAGCCUCAGGUGGUCCCCUUUCUUUUGUGGCAAGAAUAAACUUUGGGUCACUGAUUGCAAUACCACCCUUGGAGAAAAUGGUAUGCGAGGGAAAGCGCUCAGCCUCUUGCCCUUGCUUCUUCCUCUUGACUGCCAAGUUCUACUGGAUCCUCACAAUGAUGCAAAGAACUCACAGCCAGGAGUAUGCGCAUUCCAUCCGGGUGGAUGGGGACAUCAUUUUGGGGGGUCUUUUUCCUGUUCAUGCCAAGGGAGAAAGAGGGGUGCCUUGUGGGGAGCUGAAGAAGGAAAAGGGGAUCCACAGACUUGAGGCCAUGCUGUAUGCAAUCGACCAGAUCAACAAGGACCCUGAUCUCCUCGCCAAUAUCACUUUGGGUGUCCGGAUCCUUGACACAUGUUCCAGGGACACCUAUGCUUUGGAGCAGUCACUAACCUUUGUGCAGGCACUGAUAGAGAAAGACGCCUCUGAUGUGAAGUGUGCUAAUGGAGACCCACCCAUAUUCACCAAGCCUGACAAGAUUUCUGGUGUCAUAGGUGCUGCAGCAAGCUCCGUGUCCAUCAUGGUGGCUAACAUUUUAAGACUUUUUAAGAUACCUCAGAUUAGCUAUGCAUCCACAGCCCCAGAGCUAAGUGACAACACCAGGUAUGAUUUCUUUUCUCGGGUGGUCCCGCCUGACUCCUACCAAGCCCAAGCCAUGGUGGACAUUGUGACGGCCCUGGGAUGGAAUUAUGUGUCAACUCUGGCUUCAGAAGGGAACUAUGGAGAGAGUGGUGUUGAGGCCUUCACUCAGAUCUCAAGGGAGAUUGGUGGUGUUUGCAUUGCUCAAUCACAGAAAAUCCCACGUGAACCAAGACCUGGAGAAUUUGAAAAAAUUAUCAAACGCCUGCUGGAGACACCUAACGCUCGAGCAGUGAUUAUGUUUGCCAAUGAAGAUGACAUCAGGAGGAUACUGGAAGCAGCAAAAAAAUUAAACCAGAGCGGGCAUUUUCUAUGGAUUGGCUCAGAUAGUUGGGGAUCCAAAAUAGCACCCGUCUAUCAGCAGGAGGAGAUCGCAGAAGGGGCUGUGACAAUUUUGCCUAAAAGGGCAUCAAUUGAUGGGUUUGAUCGAUACUUUAGAAGCCGAACUCUCGCCAACAAUCGAAGAAAUGUGUGGUUUGCAGAAUUUUGGGAGGAGAAUUUUGGAUGCAAAUUAGGAUCACAUGGGAAGAGGAACAGUCACAUAAAGAAAUGCACAGGGCUGGAGCGAAUUGCACGGGAUUCAUCUUAUGAACAAGAAGGAAAGGUUCAAUUUGUAAUUGAUGCAGUGUAUUCCAUGGCUUACGCACUGCACAACAUGCACAAAGAACUCUGCCCUGGAUACAUAGGCCUUUGCCCAAGAAUGGUCACCAUCGAUGGGAAAGAGCUGCUGGGUUACAUCAGGGCUGUGAAUUUUAAUGGCAGCGCUGGUACACCUGUCACUUUUAAUGAAAAUGGAGAUGCUCCUGGACGCUAUGAUAUCUUCCAGUAUCAGAUAAACAACAAAAGUACAGAAUACAAAAUCAUCGGGCACUGGACCAAUCAACUUCAUCUAAAAGUGGAAGACAUGCAGUGGGCUAAUGGAGAGCACACACACCCAGCAUCUGUCUGCAGCCUGCCAUGCAAGCCUGGGGAGAGGAAGAAAACCGUGAAAGGGGUCCCCUGCUGCUGGCACUGUGAACGCUGUGAGGGUUACAACUACCAGGUGGAUGAACUGUCCUGUGAACUCUGCCCUUUGGAUCAGAGACCAAACAUCAACCGCACAGGCUGCCAGAGGAUCCCCAUCAUCAAGUUGGAGUGGCAUUCACCCUGGGCCGUGGUACCUGUGUUCAUAGCAAUAUUGGGAAUCAUUGCCACCACCUUUGUGAUUGUGACCUUUGUCCGCUAUAAUGAUACACCAAUUGUGAGAGCUUCUGGGCGGGAACUUAGUUAUGUGCUCCUAACGGGGAUUUUUCUCUGUUACUCGAUCACCUUUUUGAUGAUUGCCGCACCUGACACAAUCAUCUGCUCCUUCCGACGGAUCUUUCUGGGACUUGGUAUGUGUUUCAGCUAUGCAGCGCUUUUGACCAAAACAAACCGUAUCCACCGAAUAUUCGAGCAAGGGAAGAAAUCUGUCACAGCACCUAAGUUUAUCAGCCCAGCAUCCCAGCUCGUGAUCACCUUCAGCCUCAUAUCCGUACAGCUCCUUGGAGUGUUUGUGUGGUUUGUCGUGGAUCCCCCCCACACCAUCAUUGACUAUGGAGAACAGCGAACACUGGAUCCCGAGAACGCUAGGGGAGUGCUCAAGUGUGACAUUUCAGAUCUGUCACUCAUUUGUUCGCUAGGAUACAGUAUCCUCCUGAUGGUCACUUGUACUGUUUAUGCCAUUAAAACCAGAGGGGUCCCAGAGACGUUCAAUGAAGCCAAACCUAUUGGAUUUACCAUGUACACCACGUGCAUCAUUUGGUUAGCUUUCAUUCCCAUCUUUUUUGGUACAGCCCAAUCAGCAGAAAAGAUGUACAUCCAGACAACAACACUUACUGUCUCCAUGAGUUUAAGUGCUUCAGUGUCUCUGGGAAUGCUCUAUAUGCCCAAAGUUUAUAUUAUAAUUUUUCAUCCAGAGCAGAAUGUUCAAAAACGCAAGAGAAGCUUCAAGGCUGUGGUCACAGCUGCUACCAUGCAAAGCAAACUGAUCCAAAAGGGAAACGACAGACCAAAUGGCGAGGUGAAAAGUGAGCUCUGUGAGAGUCUUGAAACCAACACUUCUUCUACCAAGACAACAUACAUCAGCUACAGUAAUCAUUCAAUCUGAACAGGGAGAUGGCACCAUCUAAAGGAAGGUGCUGUGUGUUCUUAAAUAUUGAACAUGAGACUGAAAAAAACGCACUCUGGGAGAUCUCCAUAGACUACAAUCAAUCAGAUCAAUAGUCUUGUAAGGAACAAAAUUUAGCCAUGAGCCAAAAGUAUCAAUAUCGAGGAGAAAAGAAGCCCAUUUUUAUACAAUACAACCAAUGAGUGUCAAGCUAAAGUAUUGCUUAUUUGUGAGCAGUUAAAAAAAAAAAAACAAAAUCUCAAAUGGAAAACUAAUGUUAGCUUGUGAAAAAAAAAAUGCUGUUGAAAUAAACCAUGUCUGAUGUUAUUCUUGUAAGUAUUUUUCUGUGAUUGUGAGAACUCCUGUUCCUGUCCCACACUGUUCAACUUGUAUAAGCCUCUGAGUCUGUUUCUUGUAAUGGCUGACUGGAUUGAAGCCCUGGGUUGUGCUACAAAAUAAAUGCAAUGAUUGACGCAUGCAAUUUUUAUACAAAUAAUUUAUUUCUAAUAAUAAAGGAAUGUUUUGCAAAUGUUGAGCGUUGUUUCGUUCCAGUUUUAAACCAGAGUAAUUCCCUCUUUCCAGCUGACACUCUGCUGUUGUUAGAUCCUUGCCUGGCACCCUGUUGAGCCAUCUCCUUCAGGAACAUGGGUUUGGAUUGUCUGUGUUUACGGGGAGACUUUUAUUGUUCUAUGAAAAGGUA
Messenger RNA from Arvicanthis niloticus (Nile rat), 3772 nucleotides. RefSeq names its product glutamate metabotropic receptor 8 (gene Grm8). NCBI's taxonomy places the organism in Eukaryota, Metazoa, Chordata, Mammalia, Rodentia, Muridae. Gene Ontology annotation, cellular component: membrane. The record is from RefSeq and is a predicted model, not a curated record. Gene Ontology annotation, biological process: G protein-coupled receptor signaling pathway. Gene Ontology annotation, molecular function: G protein-coupled receptor activity.